AUGGUUCAAAACUGUGCAAUACUUGGCUGUACUGCUGAUUCCAGACGAUGCAAAGGCCUAACUUUCCAUUCGCUACCAAAAGAGGAUAAAAACAAAGAAUGGAGAGAGCAAAUGAUACGGAUAAUAAAUCGAAGUGAUAAGAAUUUCAACCCAGAUAAAAUAAAAUUGUGUUCUCGUCAUUUUAAAGACUCCUGCUUUCAGUACAUGACAUCUGGUAAACGGAAACUAAAAGUCAACAGUUUACCCACAGAGUUUCUGCCAGGAACCCCAGUUAAGAAGGGCAAAGUGACCCGGAAGAGAAUGAAA
Molecule: messenger RNA, 306 nt
Organism: Candidula unifasciata
Lineage: Eukaryota; Metazoa; Mollusca; Gastropoda; Stylommatophora; Geomitridae
Source: the annotation of a GenBank genome assembly